AAUAAAAUAAAAUAACAACAAAAAAAUAUAAAAACUACAAUGCCCGUGACCACCAAAACACUGGACAAAAAAGAAGAAAACGAAAAUCCAUUUGGCUUAGAACUACCCAAGGCAGAACUUCUAAUAUAUCAACACCCAGCAUCAGAUGAGUCGUUUCUUCACGAGAAACCUACCAAAGUCGAAGAUGUGAUCGAGUACCUGGAAGCGAUUGAAAACGCCAACAAGACCGACGCGUCAAAAAAAAGAGAAAAAUCAAUGGUUACCAUGGAGGACGUAAAAUGCAUUGUGACAAAGCGAAAUGCUUCAAGCACCACAUCAUUUCGUCGCGUCAAAGCCAAAAGAGUCUCAAUUAACACGAAUCAAUUCACGUUUAUGCGUCAGAUUGACUUGGAACCCGAUGAUCGCGUUUUGGCCAGAGAACAGCGGGAAGAUGUGGCCGAAACAUUUCGCCGGAUGGGAAAUCGCGAGUAUCGUAAACUGAACUUCACUUUAGCGAGAGAAUACUAUACAAAGGGUAUACAAUAUAUUAAAGACUCGCCUGUCUUGUACGUCAAUCGGGGCCUUUGCUGUAUCAAGUUGCGCGAAUUUAAGCUGGGUAUUAUAGAUUGUGACUACGUGUUGACCAAUAUUGACGAAAAAUAUCUACGUGCUUGGCUUUAUAGGGCAGCAGCCUAUAAGCGUCUGAAUGAUGAGGCUAACUUCGAAUAUAGUGUCGAUCGCGCCCGGCGAUUUAACAGGUCGGAGGCGGAAUUUGUUGACGAAUUCCUGGAUAAAAUGAGAUCACUCCUCUAAGAAAAUUAUAAGUUCAUAAAGGACUGGGAUUCCUUUUAGCAAAUAAACGAAAG
This is a messenger RNA of Drosophila erecta, 845 nucleotides long. Its product is annotated as tetratricopeptide repeat protein 12. The record is from RefSeq and is a predicted model, not a curated record. NCBI's taxonomy places the organism in Eukaryota, Metazoa, Arthropoda, Insecta, Diptera, Drosophilidae. The transcript is spliced from 3 exons. The coding region runs from base 40 to 792 and encodes 250 amino acids. Gene Ontology annotation, molecular function: protein binding.